Rhizophagus irregularis DAOM 181602=DAOM 197198 is the source of this 474-nucleotide messenger RNA. RefSeq lists its product as uncharacterized. NCBI's taxonomy places the organism in Eukaryota, Fungi, Glomeromycota, Glomeromycetes, Glomerales, Glomeraceae. The record is from RefSeq and is a predicted model, not a curated record.
AUGCUUAACUUUUCAGAUUAUUGUAGUGGUAAUAUUAAUAUGUCAAGCACUAUUCCACUCAUAACUACAUCAGAAUUUUCCUGUUCUGCUUGUCAAAAAAUAUUCAAGAAGCAAAGCGGACUUUCAUGGCAUUUGACUAUUGUGAAAAAAUAUAACAUUCUGCGAAAUAAUUUAGAUAAUUUGUCAGAAACAAAUAAUAAGAAUUUUAAAAAUAUCCUGGUUUAUUUAAUUCAUUGCAAACUUCCAAAUGGGUUUAAAAAGGGAGGUCGCCAAUUAAGUCGAAGAUUUUAUGAUAAAGAACAACAAAUCUACGUUGUCUUGUUUGAUGAUCUGCCUCAACAUUUAAAAAAUAAUCCAUUAGCUAUUGCGGCUAAUUAUGCUGAAGGUAUAACCACUAAAAGGCACAAAUCAAAAUAUAAUCCUAGAAAAAUUACUAUUGAAUGGAAGAUAGGAUGCAAAAGAAAAUUAUUGUGA